AUGUCGCUAAUAUUAAAAGUCGUGCUAAUUAUUAUUCCUAUAACCGUGCGAUGCGUGAAUAUAAACACUAAUCCUCGCGUGAAAGAUAAUAAAGAAUUAAGCCGUGCGUACAAUGUAAACAAUUUAAGACACGCGAUUUGUAAUCAAUUAAUAAAUUCGAAACCGCAUAAGUGUCGCAUUGAUUUAUUGUGGCGUUGCUUGGAUAAAUUGAAACAGUGGAAGAAACGAAGAAAAAUAAAAAACGUGAUCAUUGUUCUGAUAAAGGCAAAUGUCAAAAAUUUACGAUUUAAAAGAAGUUUCGAUGCCACAAAUGAAACUUUCAUUCUAAAUUCGUCAAGUACGUCAGAGAUAUAUACAGAUAACACAAAUAAUUCAUCAUCCAUAGUUGAAAAAUUCAAAGAACAGUGGCCGGUACAUUUUUGGCGGCGCUAUGGAUUGUUUACUGACGAAUACCUGCUACUAAUAAAUCCGCAUUGGCUGCAGUUUUCCCCACCUGCUCCAGUUAUCCACUACACACUUGGAAGCAUCUAUAUUACCAUGUUAGCUGCAGGCUGUUCAGGGAAUAUGCUGGUGCUUUACAUGUAUUGUAGAUGUCGUGCUCUGCGGACACCGGGCAACAUCCUUGUCGCCAACCUUGCUCUCAGCGAUUUCUUAAUGCUUGCUAAAACGCCGAUUUUUAUUUUUAACUCUUUUAACCUCGGACCGGCAUUGGGAAAAACGGGUUGCGUCGUCUACGGUUUUCUAGGCGGUCUAACGGGAACUACUUCCAUCGCAACACUAACUGCAAUAGCAUUAGACCGAUAUUGGGCAGUUGUACGUCCAUUAGAACCUCUCAGAGCCCUUACUGCUAUUCGCGCUCGUUUGUUAGCGGUUGCAGCCUGGUUAUACGCUGCAUUAUUUUCUGCAAUACCAGCUUUAGAUAUUGGAUAUGGGCGUUACGUUCCAGAGGGUUAUCUAACUAGUUGCAGCUUCGACUAUCUAACUGAAGAAGUGGGAGCUCGUUAUUUCAUCUUCACGUUCUUUUGUGCCGCUUGGUUGGCGCCAUUUUGCACAAUUUCAUUUUGUUAUACAAGUAUUCUUCAGGUGGUUGUUUGUCAACGAAAUAUUUCAACAACUGGAACCAACAAUCAUGAUCAAAAACUUUCAUCGAGACAUGUCAAAGAACAGGUGAAACGCAAAGCAGAGAUUAAACUUGCAUUCCUAGUAAUAAUUGUAAUAGCCCUAUUUUUUAUAUCGUGGACACCGUACGCAAUCGUGGCGCUUUUAGGUAUAUUUGGCCAAAAGAAUCUCAUAACUCCUAUAGCUUCAAUGGUACCGGCACUAUUUUGUAAAACUGCUGCAUGUAUAAAUCCCUUUAUUUAUAUUAUCACUCAUCCCAAAUUCCGUAAAGAAUUACAAAAAAUAUUGUAUAGAGAUAAAUCUAAACGUAUGAGCGGCACGUUAAGAACUACUGGAUAUUACACUGAUUCAAACAAGAUGCACAGGCCUAGCAAAGACUUAAGCGAUACGGAUGUUGAAAUUGUUGAAAUGAAAGACAUUCCCUACCAAUCUGACUUGCCUAGAAAAACUAGUUCUAAUUUAGAUUCAAUAUCGUCAAGAGUAUCUGAAUGCGACGAUUCACAAAGGAGCGUGAGUUUGAAAAGCUUCGAUGAAAGUGUGGUGACGCCGCCUUCUCGUUACACUAAGCCACAGUUCAAGAAAAAAAAAAGUUUUCAUCCAAGCUCGUCGAAACGAUCCAGUCAGUAA
This is a messenger RNA of Parnassius mnemosyne (clouded apollo), 1746 nucleotides long. Lineage: Eukaryota; Metazoa; Arthropoda; Insecta; Lepidoptera; Papilionidae. The record is from the annotation of a GenBank genome assembly.